AUGGCCCGGUCAGAUACCAGCAAGCUCAAGCCUUUGGUUCUGCAUGCGCACGAAUCAGGGCCUAACCCUUACAAAGUCGCCAUUCUGUUGGAGUUGCUCUCCAUUCCUUAUCAAGUCAAGCUUUGGGAGUUCGGAGACGGCCCCAAAGGUGUUAAAGGGCCGGCAUUCUUAGCCAUCAACGAGAACGGCCGUGUCCCAGCUCUCGAGGAUCCGAACACCGGUGUGAACUCGUGGGAAUCUGGCGCCGUAAUCAGCUAUCUCUUGCGCUUGUACGAUAAGGAGAAUUCGUUCGGACCCCGCGGCACGUCUGAGCAGGACCGAGUGGAUUUCGAGAAAUGGAUCCUCUUCCUUCUUACAGGUCUCGGUCCCAUGUCAGGCCAGGUGAACUGGUACCGCCACUACAACGAGAGCAAAAACGAGGAUGCAUUGCAGCGUUACGUCGGGCAGGUUUACAGAUCGUAUGACGUGCUUGAGGCGCAAUUGAAGAAGAGUGGUGGGAAGAGUGUUUUGAAAGGAGGUUUUAGCGCCGUCGACGUUCACUUCUAUCCCUGGGUGUGGGAGUACGAGUACGGUGGGUUGAGUCUGGAGAGAUAUCCACUGAUCAGAAAGUGGAUGGAUAUUGUGGGUGGUUUGGAGGAAGUGAAAGCUGUCUACAAGAAGAUGCCUGAGGCGAAUGCCGCGUAA
This is a messenger RNA of Coniosporium apollinis CBS 100218, 684 nucleotides long. RefSeq lists its product as uncharacterized. NCBI's taxonomy places the organism in Eukaryota, Fungi, Ascomycota, Dothideomycetes. The transcript has a single exon. The record is from RefSeq and is a predicted model, not a curated record. Bases 1 to 684 code for a protein of 227 amino acids.